Messenger RNA from Oncorhynchus kisutch (coho salmon), 3829 nucleotides. Its product is annotated as solute carrier family 35 member E4. The transcript is spliced from 3 exons. The coding region runs from base 179 to 1399 and encodes 406 amino acids. The record is from RefSeq and is a predicted model, not a curated record. Lineage: Eukaryota; Metazoa; Chordata; Actinopteri; Salmoniformes; Salmonidae.
ACGGAUGACGCAAAGCAUGUGAAAUAGGGCGUAAUGAUGACGCUAGGUCCGUGCACUCAUUUCGCUGUGUAGGACCUUGCGGGGCCUCAUCUUUUCAAUGCGUGAACAAUGUAUGUAUAGGAAUUGCCGUAGUUCUGCUGAUAGGACGAGACCCCUCGCAUGAAGUAAGUUUCUAUCUAUGGGCAUUACUUGCAACUGUAGCCGCUGCAAGAGUGAGUGGCCGUUUGAUUUCCGGGCCGGCGACGUAAUUCAUGGCAAACAACGAAAAGAGGAUGAAAAGAACAUGAUUAGCACCGAUGGCCUCUCUAAAUGCGAGGCGACACGGCGCAAGACGGGGAAAAGGCCACUGGGGGAGAUGCUGCACCUUCUGUCCGCUGUCAUUGUCUGGCUUGUGACGGGGACAACUAUCUCCAGUCUUAACAAAUGGAUAUUUGCAGUGUACAACUUCAGGUACCCCUUACUGCUAUCGGCCCUGCACAUGUUGACAGCAAUAGUGGUGGACUUUUGGCUUAUUAAACUUCGAAUGCUCCAGCACAAAGGAGGUGUUGACAAGCAUAAGGACCUUACCAACAGCGCCAAAUGGAAGGUGUUUCUAUUGAGCUUGACAUUUUGUGCCAGCAUUGCGUUUGGCAACGUGGGUCUGAACUAUGUCCAGCUGUCAUUUGCCCAAAUUAUCUACACCACCACGCCAAUCUUCACCCUGGCGAUUUCCACCCUUAUCUUGGGCAAGCAGCAUCACAUCCUCAAAUACACGGCCAUGAUGCCCAUCUGUCUGGGAGCCUCGUUCAGCAUCAUGGGCGAGGUCCAGUAUGACCAGACCGGUUGCUUCUUCGUUUUCGCUGCGACAAUGUUGAGAGGUGUCAAAACCAUCCAGCAAAGUAUCUUGCUCCAGGAGGAGAAGAUCAACUCUGUGUUCCUGCUCUACCUGAUGUCCAUCCCCAGUUUCUGCAUCCUGGCCGUAGCUGCUCUGGCCCUGGAGAACUGGGCCGUGCUAGAGUCUCCAAUGCAUUAUGACCACAACUUGUGGCUCUUCAUCCUGCUCAGCUGCCUGGGCUCUGUCAUGUACAACCUGGCCAGCUGCUGCGUCAUAACCCUCACCUCCGCCGUCACCCUGCACAUCCUCGGCAACCUGAGCGUGGUGGGCAACCUGCUGCUCUCCCAGCUGCUGUUCGGCAACGAGAUGUCAGCGCUCAGCUGCGUCGGCGUGGCACUCACACUCUCCGGCAUGCUCAUCUACCAGAACUCUGAAUUUAUCUCAGACUACAUGGACGCACGGCGAGACAAAGCCAGGGCGCUCAUUCGUGGGAGGGAGGAGGACAUCGCUGGCCCAUCACAACCCCCCCAAGACCAGCAGGGGAGCAGGGAUGCCGAUGGCAAGCGAGAGGAUAAGAUAGACUGAGAGAGAAGGAGGAUAGGAGUUGGACUGUUUACAGCAACCCUGUUGCUUAGUUAGUUAAGUCAGGUGGUUCUGUGAAGAGGAUCAGGAGAUGGGCUUCAACCUCAUGAGAUCAUAGUUGAUGAUGACAUGAGUGACAGAACUUGUUUGUUGGGUCGUUUUUACCUCUUCACUGUGCCAAUGUAUUUAUUUCUGCCAUGGUCUCAUAGAAUGAGAAGUCAGUCUAGGCCAGCUGACAAAAAAAUCUGAUGCCUUUCUGAAAGUGACAGUUGAGUUUUCACUGUUCUAAUACCCAUACGUGCACACAUCCUGGUAUAUGCAUGCAUGAGCACACAAUGUGAUAUAUCUCAUGAGGUGUCGCUCUCACUACUCCACUGUGAAAAUGUUCAACAUGAGUGAGUGCUCAAUGGGAUGUUGGGAGGGAAGGAUUAGGAACACCUCCUAUAGAUGGGCACAAAUAAAAUAAAAAUAAGCAUGGUACUGUUACCUAUCCUUCCCCUGGUCUUGUAUCAGUGUGAAUGAGGUUUCCUGGCAGCUUUUUAUGUGGUGGAUCUUAAUAUGGGGGGUGUAGCAUUUGUUCUAGUGCUAUAGCUUUUGUCUAGAUGACGUUUACAAUGGCGGAGACAUGCAAGCUAACAGGGUCGGCAUAUCAUUUCUGUUGGCUGUUUGUAGGCAUGGAGGUCAGUGAGCCACACUGUUAAUCUACUGCAUGGCGAAGCGCAGAUCUGAGGCACGCACUUUUCUCCUGCUCAGCGACCUCUUAUUGCAUUUCCUCUUAAUAAAAGGAACCUAUUAUAAUCAGUUUAAUAACCUCCAACCUGAACAGCAGUUCUCACUGCAGAAAACCUCCUAUUAUUAGGCCCAUUCACUCUAAGGAGUCUCACUCAUCUUUAGUACAGUUAUUUUCUUCUGGGAGAGAUCAUAAAAAGGAUUUCAUGAUCCUCCUUCCUGCCACUCCUGGGCCGAACAGAAAUGUCUACUCUGCUAGGUUUCAUGUCUCCACUCAGAGGGUGCCUCUAUUUUUAACCUUUUACGUUUAGUCUCCCUUAACCUCUGCUGGACAGUGUUAUUGUAACUCUCAUUACAAUACAUUUGAAUAUUUAUUAAGACAUUUUAGUGUUAUUGUUUUUUUUCUUCUGCUUUUUGAAUUGGGUAAUGGACAUGGCUGUUUAUGGCUCUUAGAAAGGACAAAGGAUGUUUUUGUUUUGCCAUCUACGUUUAAAAAAAUCUGUAAUUGAAGUUUGAAAGCACUUAUGGUAUCUUGUCUAUAGCAGGGUUUCCCAAGGUUGGUCCUGCCCCCCCCCCUGGGUGUACGGUUGAUCUUUUUUUUUACCUGUACCACUACACAGCUGAUUCAAAUAAUCAAAGCUUGAUGAUGAGUUGGUUAUUUGAAUCAGCUGUGUAGUGCUAGUGUAAAAAAACAAAGUGUGGGGGGUGGGGGGGGACAACAGAGUUUGGGAAACCCUGGUCUAUAGCACUGACAUGACAAUAUGACAGUGGUCACUCAGUAGCUGGAGGUCUAAUCAACUGGUCUGUCACUUGGCAAACAGUCAUGAGACUGGAGGUCUUGCAUAACUCAGAUCCAGGUGUAAAAAUUGCAUGUAUGGUCAAUGUACAGAAAUGAGCUUAUGAAGAUGUUUCUAAUCUUCCUUCCCCAGUCAACAUAACCUUCCGGUGUGCCGAACAUUGACUUCUUGGUUUAGCUUCAGUUCAGCCUCGGAUAGACACUGGACAACAAAGUUGCUCUCUAAUGGGAAAUGGUUAUAUAUCUUUUGUUACCCACCUGUUCUUUUUUCCCCUAAUAUGUUGCCUUAUGCACAGCAGUAGACACAGAAUGAUUUGUUGCCAGCCUCGACCUGAUAAAUGAGACGUUGGAAUGAAGAUCAGAUUAAUGCCAGUCACCCAUUUGUUUUAACAUUCAGAGUUGUAUCAAGAGGGUCUUGUUAUUGAUGUUAGUUUAAAUACCUCAGUCUUCAACAUGGCUUGUUAAAGACCAUUUGUUUAAUGACUUAUGUAAGUUAGCAGUUGAAGAGAGAUCAAGCAGCUGAAAGCAUGUCUGCCCACAACCACGGUUUGUCAACUGUUUAUAAUCUGUUAAGUUGCCUACUGUUUUUAAAAGCCAAUUUGGUUUAGUACCUUUGGAUUGACAAUGGGGGCUUUUCAAUCACACAGCCUAUAGAAUAUAUAUAUAUAUAUAUAUAUAUAUAAUGACUGUACCAGCUUCACAGAUCGUGGUUUGAUUUGUUCAUACGGAGUUAUCUUUGAGGGUGGGGCAAAGCUCAUAUUGCACUGACGAGUUUUGGAGAUGCUGCCUUUACAGCAUAGGGCUCAUGUGUAUGUACUGUUUUUGAAGUCUGCAAAAGUUAAAUCAUUUUAUUAUAUUGAUGUAUUUUACAAUCAUGGCUGGCUCAAAUACAUAUACUGGUUCAAGAA